Messenger RNA from Nerophis ophidion (straightnose pipefish), 1023 nucleotides. RefSeq names its product purpurin-like. Lineage: Eukaryota; Metazoa; Chordata; Actinopteri; Syngnathiformes; Syngnathidae. The record is from RefSeq and is a predicted model, not a curated record. The transcript is spliced from 6 exons. Bases 155 to 742 code for a protein of 195 amino acids. Gene Ontology annotation, molecular function: retinoid binding; retinol transmembrane transporter activity.
GGGGAUUUGGUUAAAUGGAUUAACGGUAGAUUUACACUCUGCAUUUAGGUCCCAGACAUGAAAAUAAACCGUGCGUCGGGUAUAAAAGCCUCGAUGUUUAUGUGUUUCUCACAACUCUGAACCGGACCUUCCUGCUUCAGCUCUACACCUCAGAAUGGACUUCCAAAUGUUUGCCCUGGUGAUGCUGCUCCUGGCCGGUGUGGAGCGCAGCCUGGCCGACUGCGUGGUGGACAGCUUCACGGUCAAACAAGACUUUGACCCCCAAAGAUAUGCGGGGAAGUGGUACGCCCUGCAGAAAAAGGACCCGGAGGGUUUGUUCCUGCAGGACAACAUCUCUGCAGAGUACACUGUUGGAGAUGAUGGUGCCAUGGUGGCCUCAUCCAGAGGUAGAGUCACCCUCUUUGGGUUCUGGGUUGUGUGUGCCGACAUGGCCGCUCAGUACACAGUGCCUGACCCCGGCAGCCCAGGAAAGAUGUUCAUGAACUACCAGGGACUGGCCAGCUAUCUGUCCAGCGGAGGUGACAACUACUGGGUCAUUGACACCGACUACGACAACUACGCCAUCACCUACGCCUGCCGCACCCAGAAGGACGACGGCAGCUGCGAGGACGGCUACGCCCUGGUCUUCUCACGCAACCCUCGCGGCCUGCCCCCUCCCAUUCAGAGAAUCGUGCGCCAAAAACAGGAAGAAAUCUGCAUGGCGGGACAGUUCCAGCCUGUGCUGCAGACUGGCGCUUGCUAAACUCCUCGUCAGUAAGAUAGCAGGAGUGAAGUCAGCACUCCAAGAAGUGACUCAACUGGAACACCUCACUGCAUCAUUGAUCCAUGACAGAAAACACAUUUGUUUGCCAAGAUACAAAAACGUCAGUCUUUCAAGCCCAUUCUUCUACUGCUGCUAACAUGAAUGUAUGAAAUGUACAAAAGUCUCCCCCCAAACAGCAUCAUCAUUGUCACGCUGAUGGGCAACAUCUGUAUUGUGUCUUCCUGGUGGACCAGUGGCAAUAAAUUUUGUAAGGAAACACA